UGCGCUCAUCAAUCACAACGACGCUCCGCACAUGUGGGCGCGGAUCUCCAGUCCAUGGAUUGUAUCCUUCAUUUUUGAAUGACUACACUUCUCUAAUCGCAGAGAUUACAACCGGAAAGGGCCGGAGAUACAAUAUACAAAAUAAAUGAAAAUGAGAAGAGAGUUCGGCGAAAAGUGCAACUCCAUUGAUGCGCGGUGACCAGCUGCUGGGCUUCACACACAGCAAUUUCCAAAAAGCCUUUACAACUGUUUACGAUGGAAGCUGACAUGUGCACUGCGUUUACCCAAAUAAAGGAAUAAUUCACCAAUUUCACGUCGAGCAACGUGGGAAUCGAUCGACGAGACUUGUUCGAGGAGUCCGCCUGCAGCCUCUGAAGUGGAUUCAGCGGCUCGCAUCGAUCAACGGAUUUCAUUGAUCACCUCCGAGGGAGAAGAUGCCGUUCCACCACGUGACGGCAGGCCUGCUCUACAAGGGGAACUACCUGAGCCGCUCGCUGUCGGACAGCGACAGCGACGUGCUGGCCAGCAUCACCGUGGAGGAGCUGGACGAGAUCCGUGAGGCGUUCAAGGUGCUGGAUCGUGACGGAAAUGGGUUCAUUUCCAAGCAGGAGCUGGGCAUGGCCAUGCGCUCGUUGGGCUACAUGCCGAGCGAGGUGGAGCUGGCCAUCAUCAUGCAGAGACUAGACAUGGAUGGUGAUGGACAGGUGGAUUUUGAGGAGUUCAUGACAAUCCUUGGACCAAAGCUCUUGUCGUCAGAAACAAGAGAAGGCUUCCUGGGCAGCACAAUAGAUACCAUCUUCUGGCAGUUCGACAUGCAGAGAAUCACACUGGAGGAGCUGAAACACAUUCUGUUCUACGCCUUCCGUGACCAUCUGACCAUGAAGGACAUCGAGAACAUCAUCAUCAACGAGGAAGAGAGCCUGAAGGAGAACUCUGGGAACUGUCAGACAGAGUUUGAGGGAGUUCACCCUUCCAAGAAGAACCGGCAGACGUGCGUGAGGAAAAGCCUCAUCUGCGCCUUUGCCAUGGCGUUCAUCAUCAGCGUCAUGCUCAUCGCGGCCAAUCAGAUGCUGAGGAACGGCAUGGAGUAGCAGCGUCCACUGUGAGCGUGGGUGCUGGGUGGGGGGGG
Messenger RNA from Pungitius pungitius (ninespine stickleback), 1129 nucleotides. RefSeq names its product calneuron 1 (gene caln1). Gene Ontology annotation, molecular function: calcium ion binding. NCBI's taxonomy places the organism in Eukaryota, Metazoa, Chordata, Actinopteri, Perciformes, Gasterosteidae. The record is from RefSeq and is a predicted model, not a curated record. Gene Ontology annotation, cellular component: trans-Golgi network membrane. The coding region runs from base 435 to 1091 and encodes 218 amino acids. The transcript has 6 exons.